AUGUGCGGCUCCUGCAACUGCAUGACGGAGUGGAACUACGAUGGCGAUGCCGACGGGGUUAUGGAGUCGUACGAGGGCUGCAGUGCCACCGCCGACUGGAACCAGACGUGGUGCUACGUGCAGGGCGGCUCCAACUGUGACCAGGCCUUGGACUCCACCGUGGUCGGCGAGACGCGCAAGUGGCUCGAGUGCACCCCGUCGACCCUUUCACCGACGCCAGCACCAGACAUCGAGAGUGCCUCAGGCGUUGGAGAGCCGACCAUGACCGCCGCCAUCUUCGCGAUUAUUCUUUCGACCGCCUGUGCGUGA
Prorocentrum cordatum is the source of this 309-nucleotide messenger RNA. The record is from the annotation of a GenBank genome assembly. Lineage: Eukaryota; Dinophyceae; Prorocentrales; Prorocentraceae.